Messenger RNA from Lytechinus variegatus (green sea urchin), 2012 nucleotides. It is a transcript of the gene thoc6, whose product is annotated as THO complex subunit 6 homolog. The record is from RefSeq and is a predicted model, not a curated record. Gene Ontology annotation, molecular function: protein binding. NCBI's taxonomy places the organism in Eukaryota, Metazoa, Echinodermata, Echinoidea, Temnopleuroida, Toxopneustidae. The coding region runs from base 90 to 1103 and encodes 337 amino acids. Gene Ontology annotation, cellular component: transcription export complex; THO complex. The transcript has 13 exons. Gene Ontology annotation, biological process: mRNA export from nucleus.
CUGUCGUUGGUAUACAAUUGCCGCUUUUAUAGGGGAAAUUCGCCUGUUCGCCUUUUCUUUUAAGUUUUGCAAUUUGGUGCAGUACGAAAAUGGCUUUGUCUUAUGAGGAGCAAAUUUUGAAGGAGAAAAAACAGCUUCACAUGUCAGUGUUUGCACAAUGUAUAUCACCAGAUGGCAAGUACUUACUAGCGGGGAACAACUAUGGAACAAUUGCUGUCUUCAGUAUGCGUUGUGCAUUAUCGUCAGAUGCAAAUGAAAAUAGCAGGAAACCCAUCUUCACAUUCAAAGCCUUUGAUGGUGCCAUAUUUGCUCUGCAGUCUACCGAAAACUUUUUGAUCUGUGGUGGAAGUGGAGAUAUCAAAGCUUGGAAAUGGAAGGAUAUUCAACAGAAGGCACCAAGGGUAGCAUGGUCACUCUCUGUACCACAUUCAGCAAAUUUUGGAGCCGUAGAAACCAAUGGACUUGCAUAUAAUCGGCAGGACAACACUUUGUAUUCUGGUGGAGGUGACAGUGAAUUGCAUGUGUGGGACUUGGAGUCAGGUACAUGUAAGCAUUCGUAUACAGACCACACAGACUACAUCCAUGCUGUAGCAUUGUUUAAUACAUCAGCACAGGUUGCCUCGGGGUCUGAAGAUGGAACAGUCAGGAUAUGGGAUACUAGGACAUCAGGGGAACCCGUAGCUAUCCUAGAACCAAACAAACAUGAGGAAUGCAUCAAUAAUCCAAGAGAUAAAUGGAUAAGCUGUGUAGCGGUAGAUCCUGCAGAUGACUGGCUGAUCUGUGGUGGUGGACCAUCAUUAAGUCUUUGGCAUUUGAGAUCACUCUCUCCUACCACUAUUUUUGAAGCACCAAAAUGUCAGCCACAUGUAGUUCUUUAUCAUGAUGAUGCUGUAAUCUCAGCAGGGACGUCUCCAAAUAUCUAUCACUGGCACGUGAAUGGUGAUUCCAAACUUACCACACCUUGUACAGCUAUGGAUGUGUACAGUGUGGUCAUCAACACAGAGUCAGAAGCCAAUAAGGUACUGUGUGCUUCAGGGGCAAGUUCCAAGAUUGAUGUCUACACAAACUUUGGUUACAAGGCAUUCUCUUUGGACUUUUGCUGAUGACAACCAUACCUCACCUCUACCAUCCAUUGUAUCAUCAAGUUCUAAAAUUGCUCAUCAGCACACCAUUAUGCUUUCUGACUGUAGCAUUUUUAUGGCUUGAGCUUACAUUGAGGUUAUGUUCCGUUACCACUCGUCAAUGGCAAGUUCCAAAAUCACACAUGAGCAUACCAACAUAUUUACUGAUUGGACCCCCUUUUUUCUGGCUUGAGCUUGUGAAAUUAUUAUUUUGUCACCAUUGCCAAUUACUCAAACAAAGAGGAACAAGACAGAAUAUCUUUUUACAGGUAUUUGUAAAGAUUAUUGGAAAACAGUGUGCUCCCACUCCCCAAAACAUUCCUGUUUAUAUGGUCUUUAGUGCAGAUGUCCAUAAUGUGUAUGUUUGAAUGUUUGCAAUUGUAGACAUCCCAGUAACCCAAAGAUCAUAAGCCCUUUAUCCAGGGAAGUGGGAGUUCCCUUUCUUGAUGGUAGUGUUGAUUUUCAUGCUUGACUACAACAUAUGUAAUCACUUAUGCAACUUUACAAUCAGUCACCAAGCCAUGUGCCACGAGCAAAAUAUGUUUUAUCAAUAGACCAGUUCGGAGUUACCGCAUGGGCAAUUUUGGUCAAAUGACCUUUAAUUUCUUUCAUUAUGAUUGGCAGAUUUCAAAGCAAGAUACUAUUUAAGCCUGCCUUACAUAGACCAGGUGACUAGAAUAGCAAACCAAUGGACACUCUAUGAAGGUUUUAUUGCAUUUCUACUUUGAAUGCAUUAGCAUGUUCUUAUAACUAUGUACUUGGCCAACUGUGAAAUACCAGUCGCUAUCGUUCACGCAUGUCUUUUGUGGAUCCAAUGAAAAACCCAAUUCAAACGAAUAUAUGAAUAAUCAAGACAUCAAAGUUGGUGCUUAUCUCAUCGAAUAUUAAAUC